Camponotus floridanus (Florida carpenter ant) is the source of this 3114-nucleotide messenger RNA. It is a transcript of the gene SecS, whose product is annotated as O-phosphoseryl-tRNA(Sec) selenium transferase. The transcript has 6 exons. Gene Ontology annotation, molecular function: tRNA binding; O-phosphoseryl-tRNA(Sec) selenium transferase activity. The record is from RefSeq and is a predicted model, not a curated record. The coding region runs from base 976 to 2502 and encodes 508 amino acids. Gene Ontology annotation, biological process: conversion of seryl-tRNAsec to selenocys-tRNAsec; selenocysteine incorporation. NCBI's taxonomy places the organism in Eukaryota, Metazoa, Arthropoda, Insecta, Hymenoptera, Formicidae.
CCUCGCCUCGCCUCGUCUCGUCCGCUGCAUCUCGAACGGGUAUGGAAUUUUGCGCGACGACAAUCCGAUGAACUUGGCGCGUCGACAUAACCUUUAAACCGCAUCUCUUUAAACGAUCUCGUGAUAUCGUCGUUUCCUCGAGUCCUCGUUAAUCGGCAGAGACUGUCGUUCUCGCGCGAUCGCGACGAGAUACUUAUCGUCUCUCUUUUAUUCUCGGCGGCCCGAAAGAAAUCGCAACCACCCGUCAAGACACACGGCUGUCACGGCUUUGAUUCGCUAUCUGCUUGCGCGCGUUCGUUCUAUCGCGAAUCUUCAUUCAUUCGUUCGUUGCUACUUUAUUCUCCUAGUAUUUUACAUACAUACAUACAACAUAUAUACAUACAUACAUGCACUACGUGUUUGUCGUAUUGUAUUUGACAAUGUUCAGUUUGAUUCUGUUCUGUAUACUUUUGUUUUCGCGCGACGUUAUAUCGAGAAUACAAUCAGUUUUGUACCUUUAAGUUUACGAUUGAGACGUAUUAAUAAAUUUCGUUCUUCACGCAACAAAUUUGUGUUUUUAUUUCGUCGACUCGCACACUCUCGUACUCGUGUCACCUUCCAUUUUUCCUUCAUAUCAAUCUCGCACAGUCUUGUAUAUUAUUCGUAAGUACCUAUAUAUGCGUUCGAGAGAGGAACUUCUCUCACCCUUGUGUCCGCUUUGUUGUCGCGUUUGAUAUAAAUACGUAAUUUUCACCACGUUUAAAAUUGUCACGUUUCUAAUCGGAUCUUCAUAUUGAGCGUACACAAAGCGACUAGGCAAUGCGGAAGCAGCGCGAGACAAGUGGUAAACAAUAGAGUGCAAAGUAAAGACCAGAGCGAAUAUUACUGUGAUCGUUAUCCAUCGUUCCUCCUACUAAUCAAAGAGCGAUGGUGUACUGAGAGAUUAAACUUGAAUUUGCGGAGAACUAGAUAAUUGAGAGACAAUUCUUCGAGAAAAUGAAUAAUCAAGCGUUCAGUUUGGCGGAGAGGCUCAUACCUUCGACUUACGUGCAACAAGGUUUAAACGCCAAGAAAUCUCGCGAGAAUCUCAUACGGCAUUUUAUCGAACAUCGGAAAUGGCCGGAAGAAGGUUGGGACGAUGCAACGAUAGAAGCGUUCCUGUCGGAUCUAUCGCAAAUGGAUAGCAAUAAUUUCCCCUCGAAUUGUAGCGUUGGUGAACGCGAAGCGAGAAUUGUAUCAAAUAUCGUCGCGAGACGACACUUUCGCAUGGGACACGGCAUAGGCAGAUCCGGCGAUCUAGAAGAAGUACAACCCAAAGCUGCUGGUAGCAGUUUAAUGUAUAAAUUAACAAAUUCUUUAGUGCUCGAAGUUAUACGAUAUAUGGGGGUGAAGAGUAUAGCGGGUUGCUUUCUAUCCCCAAUGGCUACAGGAAUGAGCCUAGUUUUAUGUAUGCUAACGCUUAAACAAGACAGACCACGAGCGAAAUACGUUUUAUGGCCUAGAAUCGAUCAAAAAUCUAGCUUCAAAUCUAUAAUCACAGCCGGCUUAGAACCUAUAGUUAUCGAAAUGCAAAUAAUAGGGGACGAAUUGAAAACCGACAUGCAAAGACUCGAAGCUCAAAUGGCGGCUUUAGGCGAAAGCGUCGCUUGUGUACUUACAACAACCAGUUGCUUCGCACCCAGAGCGUGCGACUCUGUAGAUGCUAUCGCAGCCCUCUGCAGUCAAUAUAAUAUACCGCAUUUGGUAAACAAUGCAUAUGGCUUGCAGAGUACAAGAUGCAUGCAUCUCAUACAAGAAGCAUCGAGAAAGGGUCGUGUAGAUGCCUUUGUUCAAAGUACGGACAAGAAUUUUCUAGUUCCAGUGGGUGGUGCUGUCAUAGGUUCCUUUGACAAGACUCUCUUGGAUCGCAUAUCGAAAAUGUAUCCGGGACGUGCGAGUGCGAGUUCUGUUAUGGAUGUAAUGAUAACGCUAUUGAGUCUCGGAAUGGCAGGGUACAAACAAUUGAUUGCUCAACGUAAGGAAAUGUAUUCUUAUCUGAAAGAGGAAUUGGGAAAAUUAGCAACGAGACAUGGAGAAAGGCUCUUGGAUACUAAGGGCAAUCCGAUAUCCAUGGCUAUGACUCUUCAGUGUCUAAGUCAUCAACAUGACAACAAGCAAGUUACUAUGCUAGGAUCAGUGCUAUUUCUGCGUAAUGUUAGCGGUACUAGAGUAAUAACGACAACAGAUUCUAAGCACAUUGUUUCACAUAAAUUUGAAGGCUGGGGCGCACACAACAGCAACUACAGAGUUCCGUAUCUAACUGCUGCAGCAGCAUUAGGUAUGAAGAGAUCUGAUGUGGAUGCAUUUAUACAAAGAUUGGAUAAAGCUUUAACAAAAGUAAGGAGGCGUUCAGCGCCAGUAACACCUACCGCUUCGCUCGCCGGUUCUAGCAUCAAUGGUGAUGCAGGUGGUACUGGUGGACCAGGAGAAUCUAGCACAGCCUCAACUAGUCGUGCAAGUAGCAAAGAUAGUUUGAGAAAAUGAACCGUAAUCAACGCAACUGGCCAGUCUAACCAGCAUAUUAAUAUCAAUUUGUAAGUAAUUUAUCGCUUACAAAUUGGUAUCUAUAGCAUGUUUCUGGGGAAUGUAAUUUGGCAGACACACAAAAUUGUAUUUAUUUGUAUAUCGACCACGUGUUCAUAUAUUGACAAAAGUUGUAUGAAAUCUGAAACAACAUUGAAAAUUUGAAGCUUUUACGAAUUUAAAAGCACUUCAACACAUUAUGUAAAGUAUUUCCUAUGGAAUGUAAAGAAAAAUAUAUGAAAAAAUUCCUCUCUAAAACAUGAUAAUGAAACAGUGAUCUAUAUAUCAAUUUUCAUAGACACAUGCUAGAUACAAAUAUGCUGAUUUGUCUGACCAUUUGCGUUGAGAUAUUGUCAAUUUAAACCAUAUACCAAAAAAGGAUGACUUAUGUUUCACAAACAUUAAAGAGAUCAUCAAAAUAUUUGAGAAAAACGAAAAAUAAAAAAAGACACAAACACACAAAGCAUACUAGAAUUCUUAUGGCUCUAUUUCACAAGAGAUUUAAGUGAUAGCGCUGGCCGCCGAUUUAAUAAAGUUAAUGUGUUCUUUGUUAAAAUGUACAUGCUAUUUAUU